Molecule: messenger RNA, 5800 nt
Organism: Notolabrus celidotus (New Zealand spotty)
Lineage: Eukaryota; Metazoa; Chordata; Actinopteri; Labriformes; Labridae
Product: macrophage-stimulating protein receptor-like
Exons: 21
Coding region: 224-4360 (1378 amino acids)
Biological process (GO): multicellular organism development; nervous system development; phagocytosis
Cellular component (GO): membrane; signaling receptor complex
Molecular function (GO): protein binding; ATP binding; transmembrane receptor protein tyrosine kinase activity
Source: RefSeq, a predicted model, not a curated record
UGUGACCACGGUGCUGUCAGGUGAAUACGCCACCGCUGGAAAAGAGAAGUUACUUGAACAUAUCAAUAUAGAGAGAAAAAAGAUAUUUGAAGGCAUCUGAACGAAACACGACAACGUUUUCCAGCUUUACUAAACAAGAUCUCCACCUGCUUCUCCAGAAUGUUCUCUCUGAGGAAAGUAUCUUACGGGUAGCGCUCGAUCACCCUCGGUCUGUGGCGUGGAGAUGGUCACUUGGGCUGCCUUGCUGAUCGUAUGCAUAUGGAUACAAACGCUGACUACCUCAGGACAGCACACAUGUCCUUUCACUCCACGCGUGCUGGUGGAUUCCUCUGUGAAAUACUCCCUCCCCUACUUUCAAACAGACAAACCUAUUCAAAACAUAGCGGUUUACUCAGCUUGGGAUCAGCCACCUGAGGUGUAUGUUGGGAGCCAGAAUGUAAUAGAGGCAGUUAAUUCUACUUUAAGUAAAAUAUGGGAGGUGAAAACUGGACCUGUUGGCAGUGCUGACUGUGAAACCUGUCAGGUGUGUGACAUAGAAACGGAUCCUGGAGAUCCAGUGGAUACAGACAAUGUGGUUCUGAUUAUAGAUUUAGGUGUCGUUCCUGAUCCUUACUUAUACAUUUGUGGGAGUACUCAACAUGGGAUCUGUCACUUCAUGGAGAUUGGCCCUACAAAACCUGAUCCAGAGUGUUUAUACAAAAAAGAGAACAACUCUCCAACCCUCUGUCCAGACUGUGUGGCCAGCCCACUUGGAACCAAAGUCACCAUAGUUGAACAGGGAUUCAUCUCCCUAUUCUUUGUAGCAUCCUCUGUCAACAGUGAUGUGGCACAGAGGUAUCCCAGGAGGUCAAUAUCAGCAUUGAGGCAGUUUUCUACUGAAGAUGGAUUUGAGGUUGUCAGCAAGGGCCUGUCGGUGCUCCCCAAUCUGCAGGACUCCUACAAGAUUGACUACAUCUACAGCUUCUCCACCAGGGAAUUUGUCUACUUCCUGUCCCUGCAGAGAGAAAACCCAUCAAGGAACAACUCAGCUUUUCAGACUCGUCUCGGGCGACUGCCAGUUACAACUCCAGAGGUGUGGAUGUACAGGGAGGUGGUGCUGGAGUGCAAGUACGACACAAAGCGCAGGAGGAGGCGUAGAGGGACAUUCAGGGAUGUUGUGUACAACGGGUUACAAGCAGCACACUUUGGGCGAGCGUCAAAACAGUUGGCAGACGAGCUGAGGGUGAGCGAGACAGAGGAUAUUCUGUAUGGAGUGUUCGCAGAGGUGAAUGAGAGCGGUGUACCUAAGAAGAGCUCGGCCCUGUGUGCCUUCCCUUUGACUAAAGUGAAUGAUGCCAUUGAGAAGGGCGUGGAUGCCUGCUGCAAGUCAGGAACAGAGCAGCUGUCCAGAGGUCUCUGUCACUUCCAGCCGUGUGAGAGCUGCCCACACGAAAACUCUCAAGAUGACACAUGCACCUCCAAAGCCACCCUAGUGUCAAAGCCGUACUACAGACUUGACCUCUUCAACCAGCAGAUGAGAGACGUCCUUUUCACAGCUGUCCUGGUCACGAUUAUCGGGGAUCAGACAAUCGGCCACUUUGGUACCUCAGAUGGACGGAUACUGCAGGUGAUUCUUAGCGUGAACACACCGAUUGUUUUUGCCAACUAUUCUCUCGAAGGAUCUGCGGUGUCCAGGACAGCAGCUGUGUACUCAGAAGAUACGCUUCUCUUUGUAGUUGGAAAUAAGAUGUUUAAGGUACCUUCUGCAGGACCAGGGUGUGCACAUUUUGCCACAUGCCCCAAAUGUCUGACAGCUCCACUCUUCAUGAAGUGUGGCUGGUGUUCGGGAAUCUGCUCGAGGCAGCAUGAGUGUGCCUCACAGUGGAACACAGACUCUUGUGCGCCUGUCGUAACAGAGUUUUUCCCUAAAGCUGCUCCUGCUGGUGGUAAGACUGAAAUGACACUGUGCGGCUGGGAGUUUCGCUCACCUGGGCCUCCGCGCAGCAUCAGCAGCGACACCCAUGUUAUCACAGUGGGCACUGGGACCGCAUGUACUGUCCUACCUGAGAAGAGCAAUGGUACAAAGCUUGUGUGCAGGAUAGAAGAAAUCAGUCCACAAGACAACCUCACCAUCACUCUGAACGUAAAGGAGGGUGAAGUGAAGGGCAGAUACUCAAUCGAUGGCAACACAGAGAUGUCUGGCUUCUCUGUUGUGGAGCCCAGCAUUACAGAAAUCAGGCCCAAUUAUGGACCUGUGUUUGGAGGAACAACAGUUACGCUGACAGGCAGAUAUCUUACCUCUGGGGUAAAAAGAGAUGUCUUCUUUGGGGGCAAAAAAUGCAACAUUGAAAGUUCUCCUACAGAUAGUGAGGCUUUGUCCUCAAUCGUCUGCACCACAGCAGCUGCAGCAGGUGUGGGGGAUGUACCUGUAAAAGUUGUCAUCGAUGAAUUAGAAGUGACGAUCACCGAGACAUUCCUCUACAAGAAAAACCCUGUCAUAACCUCUGUACAACCUCUCUGCAGUUUCCAAAGUGGUUCCAAGCUGGUGAUAGAGGGUCAGAAUCUUGACACUGCACAUAAAACUGAGAUUCAAUACACUCCAAACACUCCACCCAAUCAGUCUCUUAAACAAGUCUGCAGUGGCACAAAGAAUGCAACACACAUGGAGUGCUGGGCCCCGGCUUUUCCUGAGGAAAUGCCUGAAGACAAGUCAGACACAGGAGUGAUUUUUAUUCACAUGGACGGGAAAAAAAAUCUCUGGAAAAGUCGAUUUGACUAUCACCCUGAUGUCACAGUCAUUCCAUUUGAAAAUGAUGAUAAAUUAUUACCUCUAAAACCAGGAGAGACGGAAGUUUCACUACAUCAUAAUAAACUGAAUACAGUGAGCACAUGCAUGAAGAUCAUUAUGACCAUUGGUGGAGUGAACUGUAACGCCCAGGUUCUUCUCAAUGAACUGACAUGCAGGAUCCCCAAAGGCCUCGUCAUCCCUAGUGAGGGACUGCCUGUCAAGGUGUCUGUGAACAGGGUAGUUUACGAUGUGGGUACAGUUGUGAACGAUGACGGCAACCAGGCGACUGUGAUCAUUGGAAUAGUGCUGGGUAUCCUGGUUGCUUUGGUGGUAGGUGCUGGACUUGCAUUAGUAGUGAUGAUCCAUUUGAGGAAGAAAAAGAGAGCCAACAUCGAGAAUCGUUUAUCAACGAUGCUUUCACAGAACCGCAUGAGCAGCAGCCGUAAUUCCUCCCCAACAGGUGACUACAGACGAGUUGAUCUGGCCAGUCAAACUUCAGGUUCAGGAGCAAUGGCGUUCCAAGGGUUGGUAUAUGCUGCCAGCCAUGACCAUUUGGCGAUCCCUUUGAUGCCACGAGACAACAUCUCCAUGGUCAGUCUGAGUUCUGAUCUUCUUGAGGAGGUCAAAGAUGUCUUGAUCCCCGCUGACAUGCUCAGGAUUGAGGAUAGUCAGAUAAUCGGAAAAGGCCACUUUGGAACUGUUUAUCAUGGAUACCUAAUUGAUAGCAACAAGCAUGAGACCCACUGUGCUGUCAAAUCAUUAAACAGGAUCACAGAUUUGGGAGAGGUGGACCAGUUCCUCAGAGAGGGCAUCAUCAUGAAAGGUUUCCAUCACCCUAACAUACUGUCUCUGCUGGGCAUCAUGCUGCCCAAAGAAGGGCUCCCUCUAGUGGUUCUACCUUAUAUGAAGCAUGGGGAUGUGCGACAUUUUAUCCGCUCUGAGAAGAGGAACCCAACAGUGAAAGACCUGAUUGGCUUUGGACUCCAAGUUGCCAAGGGUAUGGAGUAUUUAGCCCAGAAGAAAUUUGUCCACAGAGACCUGGCUGCACGUAACUGCAUGCUGGAUGAAACCUUCACUGUGAAGGUUGCUGACUUUGGGAUGGCAAGGGACAUCUAUGACAAAGAGUACUACAGCAUUCAGGAUCACAAACGGGUGAAGCUGCCAGUGAAGUGGAUGGCUAUCGAGAGCCUGCAAACACAGAAGUUCACUACCAAGUCUGAUGUAUGGUCAUACGGCAUCUUAAUGUGGGAGCUGAUGACCAGAGGUGCAAGCCCGUAUCCGAAUGUGGACCCUUACGACAUCACACACUACUUGUUGAAGGGGCGUCGGCUUCCUCAGCCGCAGUUCUGCCCUGACACUCUUUUUUCUAUCAUGCUGACAUGUUGGGACCCGGAGCCUGAAUUCAGACCCAGCUUCAGCAGCCUGGUUUCAGAGGUACAGCAAAUCCUGUCCUGUCUAGAAGGAGAGCACUACAUCAGUCUGAAGGUGAACUACGUCAACUUGAACCAGCCGAGACCUUACCCAUCCCUGACUGGAUCUGCAGAUGAGGCUGAGGCCUCAGACUCAGAGGCAGAGAGUAAUUCUGCCAGCUGAGAGUGUUUAGACCAAACACACUCAGAAAGAGACGGAAAACAGCCAGAACUUAGCCUGGAUCUAUUUAUACAUUUCAUAGAGAAUAAAUCAUGUCUGCAAGUGCACAGGAUUCUGAUGUAACAGCUACUGUAGAGACUAUAAACUCUUAUUGGAACAGACAUUUUCUUAUUUGUGACACUGCUGAUCCUUGGUGGAUCACAGGGAGCUGGAGCCUUUCCCAGCUGAGAGCUGACAAAUGGAGACAGACAAGUGCUGACAAACACACUCAUAGGGUAUUUGAAUUUAGAGUCAUCGAUCAACCUGCGCUACACACUUCUGGACUAGGUGAGGAAGCCGAAGCAUCUGGAGAAAAAAACGUUCAAGCAUGAGGAGAACAUACAGGCACCAGCAAGCGGCAGGUUUGAACUCAGAACCUUUUUACUGAGGCAUCAGCACCAAUCAAUAACCACUGCAAGUGUUUGUUUGUAUCAAAACAGAGACAGAGUGAUGAGAAGUGAGUGUUUGUGUAACAACUGAAGCUCACGUGUGAAUGAGACAAAAUGAAUGUAAAAUGUGCUUUUGUUCUCAUAUUUGUACGAUAAGAUGUAGGGUUACACGAGACUAUGUUGCUGUUAUAUAAAUAUGUGUCUCUAAGCCAUUAUAUAAGACUCUUAGAUAGAAGUUCUUUAAAUGCUGAUAUGUGCUCAGGGUCAACACUUUAACUUCAUAUGUUUUUCUCUCUAUAUGGGGAUAUAAACUAUCCCAUCGUAUCAGAUUUUAGAAUGUAGACUUGGCACAGUGGCUUUGAACUCAUAAUACUGUCUGCAGAAUAUCUUGAUCUGCUCAGAUUUUGAACCACAGAUACUCAAAAGCUCUGCAGCCACUGAAUAAUACAUCGAGCUGUCCGUUCCUUUCAGAUUCCAACUUGGUCUCUGAAACAAACGCAGUUCCUCUCUUUGACACUAGAGGGUGACAAACGCCUCCUCCUGAAGCACCUGACGCUGCUGCUGCUGCUGCAGUGAUACUCCGCACUACAGCAGACAGCUUUGCACAAAGGUGUUACACAAACAACACACCUAUAAUCUGAACAAACUACGUCAGUAUCUCAUUCCGUUCAUGCAGCACCGUUUGCAUCAUACCUUUUUUUGUCUGCAUCUAUUUAAUGAUCUCCUCAACAAAUUAGUUAAUCCAAGGAUGUUAGAAUUCAUGCACUGAUUUUUUUUUCUACUUUUAGACUGACAAGCUGACAAGAAUAUUUGGUUCUGGUGUUCGUGAUAUUUCUUCUUGCUCCAUUUUCUCUCCUCUCAUACAAGACGACCAAAUGACAUUUCUUUGCUCUAUGUUGCACUGAGAGUUUUGUACAAACAAAUGAUUGAUUGUUAAGACUUGUUUUUGAAGAGUGUUAACAAAUUCAACUUCAAAUUAAAACUUGAAGAAGAGAUUUCUGCUCAAAGAAAACAG